Dermacentor andersoni is the source of this 1305-nucleotide messenger RNA. RefSeq names its product sodium- and chloride-dependent glycine transporter 2-like. The record is from RefSeq and is a predicted model, not a curated record. Lineage: Eukaryota; Metazoa; Arthropoda; Arachnida; Ixodida; Ixodidae. Gene Ontology annotation, molecular function: amino acid:sodium symporter activity. Gene Ontology annotation, cellular component: plasma membrane. Gene Ontology annotation, biological process: nitrogen compound transport; amino acid import across plasma membrane; sodium ion transmembrane transport.
AUGGCGAUGCUAUUGAAGACAUUCGUGCUAACGGCGUACAAGGCGUUCCAAGACGGCUGCCUCUUCUACUACUUCCUGCAGGCCCUACAGGACGAGCUUCCCUGGGCCAAGUGCUUCACCUGGUGGGGUGCCAGUCCGCUGAACUGCGUAGACAGGAACGUCAAUCUAACGCACGAGUGUCACGCGCAGAAGAUGAAGCUGUACGAAAUGAGCGUGAAGCAGCCGUUCCCGUCCGACCCCAACGAAACCUUCUUCACGGUGUGCGGACACCACGUGCGCUUGCCGACCACCGAGUACUUGGCCCAGGUCUCGGACCAGUGCCGCGAGACACGGCACCACUCCGAGUACUCCUUCCUGAUCCGUUGCAGGUUCGGUGCGUUGAAGCUGACGAGAGGCAUUGACGAUCUCGGCGGCAUACGUUGGGAGCUGCUAGUGUGCUACAUCUUCGCCUGGUUUGUGAUCUUCGUCUGCACCGCCAAUGGAGUGGCUACCGUCGGCAAGAUCUCACCUAUUCUGGCCCUGCUUCAGCUGGGGCUCUUUGGCGCCGUGACAGCCAACGCACUCUUCCUUCCCCAUGCGCAGACGGCGAUCGUCGAGCUCAUAUACCCUCGCUGGAAGGCGCUGCUUGACAUCAAGACGUGGAGCGAUGCGACGUUUUCGGUGCUGACAGGGCUCGCCAUUGGUCACGGGCAGCUCCAGACUCUCGCGUCCUACAACGUCUUCGACACGUACUCGCUGCAGUGGGCCUUCCUGAUGCUGCCACUGGUUAUGACCCUGUCAAAUCUGCUGGGCUGUGCGCUGGUCUUCAGCGCGGGCGGGUUCUUGGCUCGACAUCUUGGAUUUUGCUUCCAGGACUUCGAGACGUAUCCAUUCGUGUUCCCGUUCGUCAUCUUCCCCGAGGUCGUCAAGUCAAUGUCCUUGCCCCGUCUCUGGUCGGGGAUAUUCUUCGCCGCUCUUUUCCUGGUGUCAGUUGAUGCAAUGAUCUUCAACGUGUGCACUGUGAUCGCGUGCGCCGAGGACCUUUUCCCACGUGUCCGCGCCAACAACAACAUCAACAAAGUGGCCUUCUUUGCGUGCAUUGGUAUGUUCGUGUCCGGCUUCCCGACGGUCACCCAGGGCGGCAGUUACAUCGUGAAGCUCCUCGAGGACCACACCAUCCACGCUGUCAUGAGCGAAUUCAUACCACUCACCGAGAUUGUGUUCGUCAUGUACUUAUACGUUUAUGCUGGGCCGACAGCCCAGCUACUAUAUGCAGACGUGCUGGACAAUCUUCUGCCCCCUGGUGAUGGCGGUGAGAUGCACUAA